GUGGCCAGUGUCGCAACUUUUCUGCGAGUCAAUAUGGCGUUUGGUAGUUGUGAGAAAUUAUAGCUGCUCGUCAAUGUUUCUCGGAUUCCAUGCUCAGCAGCAGCAGCAGUGUGGCCCCUGUGCAGGGAGGGUGUCCCCAUGUACCAGUGCCUGAAAUUUGUGGACCGAUUUAUCCGCAAGGACCACAAACCCGGACUGGGCUCGGCGGGCGGCUCAGGUGGAGCAGCAGGUGCGGGGCACGUGUACCACGAGCGGCAGGUGAAGGAGCUGUGCGCCCUGCACGCGCUCAACAACCUGUUCCAGGACGGCCAGGCCUUCACCAAGGGCUCGCUCGACGACAUCUGCCACAGGUUCCUGUCGCCCGACCACCUCGUGAACCCGCACAAGAGCAUGCUAGGCCUGGGAAACUACGAUGUCAACGUCAUCAUGUCCGCCCUACAGCUCCGCGGAUACGAGGCCAUCUGGUUCGACAAGCGAAAGGAUCCGUCGUGCAUUGACCUGAGCAAAAUUGUGGGCUUCAUCCUGAAUGUGCCGAGCGAGAUGAAGUUCGGCUUCCUCCAGUUUCCCCUCAGCCGGAAGCACUGGAUUGCCGUGCGCGAGGUCAACGGCACUUUCUACAACCUCGACUCGAAGCUCGAGGCACCAGCCGUCAUCGGCAAGUCUCAAGAACUGCUUCAGUACCUGCGGGAGCAGAUCAAGUGCAAGGACCGGGAGAUCUUCAUCGUGGUCACGCAGGACAUUGGCAGGGUCAAGGGCUGCUACAUCGAGACGUCCAGGGGGACACCUCCGAGGCAGCCGUCGCAGCAGAGCGUGGCGCCAACGCGCGAACACACGUCGCGGACGAACUUGCGGUAGAAGUGACAUCGCCGACCGAUCGCAGCGGCGGCGGGACCCGUGUGUGCCCAACAGAAAUCGCCUGGAUCUGUGAGACAGACGGAAAGCGGGAGAAACAGAAGAGGCACUCGAGACACCCGCUUUCCUUCGGCGUGAUGCCCCCCAAUUCUGCGGGACGUGACUACAGCGUGUCGUCGUCUGCUACGUGUGUCUGCUGCCAGCAUCCGGUGUUGUCUGGUAGCAGGGAUCAUGCCACCGCGUGCGAGGUGGCAAACUGUUUAAUUGCCUGCCAGCCGUGACAAAAUACGCAGGGGGACGCACCCCUCAGGAGCGCCCCUCCAGCUUGCCGAAGUGAGCUUCAUCCGGUGUUCUCAUCCCCCCCGCCCCCCAAUCCCAAGGAAGGCGACGACUUUCUGCUUUUUACACAUGCAUCAGUGCAAAGCAGCUGUUUCACAAGUCCUACACUUAACGUGCCUGCCCAGUGAAGCUGUCUGUGCUUUUUGCCUUGCUUUUGCUUUCUCUACCGGUGGCACAGCGGCAGUCGAGUAACGUUCCUCGUGGUUUCGAGGAGUCGCCCGCUAACGAACGACGUUAGCAGACAGUGUUUAAUGCUGGCAUUCCCCCAGAGCCACGGCACGCAAAGGCGCCAAUCAAAUGAACAAAAAAGAUCUUUAGCGGUGCCUCUGCAUGCGUUGCAGCAACGAAUCUCUUUUAUCAGUUGCCCCUAGCUCGUCUUUCACGGCUAGGAUCGUAGGCAUUGCCGAAGCCGCCUCAUUUUGUCAACCUGCUGCGAGUAACCGGCACGCACAGAUUCCCGGAGCAUAAUAGCCAUAAGCUGGUACUUUUCGAUUCGUGGAGUGGAGCUCGGUUCGAACAGAUGUUUUUGCACAGACCUUAUUACGCAUGCAUCAGGGAACCCUUUUAACACUUCAUUGUGCCAUCAACUUUGUGAUUCAUUCUUUCUUUUUUAUGUUUUUAACCAGCAUCAUUCACUGCUAGCGCGAGAGAGAGCGAAUCAAUGUUUGAAAACUGCCGUUUUUUGUCGAUUUGAUGUGUUCAGGAGGCUGGCCUUAAUCGCGAUUACAAAGCCCAAAGGGUUUUUAGCAGCUGCCACUCUGUAAGGCAAGUCAAUCGCACGAAGUGUUCCCGUGUCUUAUUACGUCCAUGUUGCAGACAGCAUUCACUUUGCGCUGUUCAGUCAUUCGCGUAAGUCGGUGCAAAACCGAAAUCCAGACUUGUUUCUGUCACCCAAACCGUUACGGGUGAAGAGUCUGGAGGUUACGAUAAGAACAAAAUAUAUGUAAAUAAUAUAACCGUAAAGAAAUCUUAAGGUUUUUGGAAAUAAGCACCUGUUCUUCUCUUGUACAUACACUUUGGAUCUUGAAAGCUCUGUUAACGAAAGUCAAGUUCUUCGUUAUUAAGCCUUUGCCCUCUUGCAUGUCUGCAAAGCUGCUUUAAGCCAUGCUGGGUACGCGAACACUUUCGUUAUGUCAAGCAUUAUUACUCGUAAUGCUCUUACAGGGGAGUAGGAAUGUCUCGUAUAUCGCAGUGCAUUCAUUCACACUAACUGAUGGUAAUGCAGGAAGAAAUGUACACUACAGCAUUUGAGAUGUCGUGAUUCGACUAGUGGAACUCGUGGGGCAGUUGUUGGAUGCGGCUGCCACUACGACAAGUCGUACGUACAAUACUCACAGAUUCAAACGCGACAUCAAAGUUUUUUAGUAUAACAACUGGUAUACGCAAUUGCUCGAGAUAACCACGUCAUGUUGCAAUGAAUCUGGUCUCUAAAUAUUGUCUCUGAUCUACGCGUUCGAGUCGAAAUUACGCCGAUGUGACCCAAACUGAAGACUGUGGAAAGGAAAGUAUGUGCGUUAGCCCUAAAUUGUCCCAUUUCAAUUCGCGAGUACUGUACAUCAGUUCACGUGCCGGAUCAUACCGUGUGUGAUUUCAAGCAGCCUUGUGUGCCAUAGUGGUAGCAAAGCCAUGUGGCGAUUGCAUAGGUGUCGGCAGUUGCUGGCAGUUUGGUUUUCUUUUUUUUUUUUAAGGUUGUAGUGAGAUGCUGCAUUCUUCGAUACGUCGAAUACUCCUCAAACUAGCAAAUCGUGACAACCGACCCUUUUUUCUGGCUUGUAGUGUAACCACAGCCGAACACAGAUCCAAGUUUAUUUUUUCAAGGCCAUUCUUGAGAUGGUUGCAAAGAUGCUUGCCAUGACAGUAAUAAAAAUAAUCUUAAUUUCCUUUUCCUUUUUUUUAUUUCUUUCUGUACAAUAUCAGUUCCAUCAUAAAAAUUUG
This is a messenger RNA of Rhipicephalus sanguineus (brown dog tick), 3126 nucleotides long. Its product is annotated as josephin-1. The transcript has 6 exons. The record is from RefSeq and is a predicted model, not a curated record. NCBI's taxonomy places the organism in Eukaryota, Metazoa, Arthropoda, Arachnida, Ixodida, Ixodidae. The coding region runs from base 139 to 855 and encodes 238 amino acids. Gene Ontology annotation, biological process: protein deubiquitination. Gene Ontology annotation, molecular function: cysteine-type deubiquitinase activity.